Molecule: messenger RNA, 5808 nt
Organism: Rhopilema esculentum
Lineage: Eukaryota; Metazoa; Cnidaria; Scyphozoa; Rhizostomeae; Rhizostomatidae
Source: RefSeq, a predicted model, not a curated record
UGAUUGUGUUACGACGUGCCGGAACCAAAUAUAAACAAUCGCUACCAAGAGCCUUUACAUAGUCAAAAGUCUUUACCACUUAAGAACAUACAGAGCGUAAGAGAUUUCGAAAUCACACGCAGAGUCUCAGUACAAAGCAAGAUCAAUAAUUCCGGCAUCUUGCCACCAACCAGAUGAAGUGCUGUUUACGGCAUAAACAAGACCCAUACCUCGAAGAGCGAGGAUUGCCCAGUAACCAAUUUGAAGUCGCGUUGCAGAGAAGAAGCAUCCAACUGAAAUUACUUCACCGGUAUCACAAUUUCAGGAUAUCGUAAAGGAUAAUUUGAUGGCAAUGCGCCGAUUUGACAGAACGUACGCCAGCUUCCCAAACGUCGACUUACCAAACGCCAAUAAUGACAGGCGAAUGAUUCUCCCAAGAGAAGAUACUUGGCUAAGAUCGUCAGUUGAACAAUUAACAACAACACAGAACAAGUUGAGACAAAAUGUGGCACAAAAUAACGAAAACAUCGCUUUGUGCAGACAAGAAAACGUCUCAGUGGCUGAAAACUUGAGAACAGCUGCAAGCAUGUGGCAGCAAUUCGGUGACAAAGUUUCACGUCUGGCAGACCAAAUGGAUUACGAAAGACAAGCUACGGAGUCGUCGGCCAAUGAAACAAAGAAAAAGGUCUCAACAUUGGCUAACCAGUACAGACAACUGAUGAACGGAGGCGUCCAGGUCGAGCGAAAUGUUUCCAGAAUGGAAGAGGAAAUUCUGAUAUUGAAGCAAAAUAGCGACCAGACAAAUAAAAAGGUUCAGGCUAUGUCGGAGAAAAUUAAUGACGUAAUGCAACAGCUAAAUAAACUUAACAACGCAAUGGACAUUGGGAUACAGGAUCUCAGACAGCUGAGUCAUCAAACUGAAAUUAAUUCAAAGAAAAGUGCUCGAGGCAUGAUUCAAGACAUAGAACAUAAAAUUGACAACGAGGAGCAAGAAAGAAGGGAAGACAGCCUAAAAUUCGCGACAAAAUUAAAUGGAUUAGAAGCUAUUGUGCUAGAGCUGAAAAAAGCAAAAAAUUCGGAUCCAGCAAACUAUUUGGCACUGCUUGAAGAGAAGGACCAUGAAUACAAAGCCGAGCUUAAGAAUUUCCUAAAGAAGGUGAAAAAUCACGUGGAUGAGCAACGCUAUACGCUCAAUGCUUCAAGCGGCGAUUUAAACGAAGAUGUUGGCAAGAGAUUGCGUUCAUUCGAAAAGCAACUCGAUAAAGAACAACAAGAGAGAAUAGAUGGCUUAAGAAGACUGGAAGAAGAGACUGCAAAGCAUUUUGAGCGUGUUUCUGGCCACAUAAUUGAACAGCUUGAUACUCUCGGAACCACUAUUGAAAACUCGCCUUCAAAUCCAGACAUACAGAAAGAGAUUCUCGAGAUGAAGAAAGAAAUAGGCGUAAACAAGAAAACAAUCGAUCGAGUCUUACGAGCUGAGAUAACUGCAAGAAAAUCGCAGGCUCAGAAAUUCAACGAUUCAAUUGAGGGUUUUGAGAAAGAGAACAGUAGAACAGCGGGUGUUUUGCAGAAAGCAAUAACAGAAAUGAAAACAUACGUUGACAAAGAACUAGAGGCUAAAACAAGCUUGUCACCAGAAAUCGUUCAUCCAAUCAUACCAACACUGGAUAAAAGGCUUUCAGAUUUGGAAGAAAAACUGACCCAAAGAGGGACUGAUAGCAAGACACCAGAGUCAAUGACAAUGAGAAGUGACCGAGAGUCGAUCCAACAACUAGAAGAGCGCUUCUCAGACUUCGAUGAUCGGCUGAAUGACCAUAGGGAAAAAUUUGAGAAGGCAUUUGGCUCUAUUGACCAACUAAAUGAACAGCUGGAAAAGCGUUUUAACAAUUUUGAUUCAAGAAUAAAUGAGCAAAGCUCGAGAAUCGAUAAGGCCACAGACUCCAUUAGUGAUAUCAAUCAAAGCUUGGAAAAACUUAACCGUAACAUUGAAGAUAAACUGGCUGAUCAGAAACUGUCCCCAGAAAAGGCCACAGACUCCAUUAGUGAUAUCAAUCAAAGCCUGGAAAAACUUAACAGUAACAUUGAAGAUAAAUUGGCUGAUCAGAAACUGGCCCUUGAAAAGACACCAGAGUCAAUGAGAAGUGACCGAGAGUCGAUCCAACAACUAGAAGAGCGCUUCUCAGACUUCGAUGAUCGGCUGAAUGACCAUAGGGAAAAAUUUGAGAAGGCAUUUGGCUCUGUUGACCAACUUAAUGAACAGCUGGAAAGGCGUUUUAACAAUUUUGAUUCAAGAAUAAAUGAGCAAAGCUCGAGAAUCGAUAAGGCUACAGACUCCAUUAGUGAUAUCAAUCAAAGUAUGGAGAAACAAAACAGUAACAUUGAAGAUAAACUGGCUGAUCAGAAACUGGCCCUUGAAAAGGCCACAGACUCCAUUAGUGAUAUCAAUCAAAGCUUGGAAAAACUUAACAGUAACAUUGAAGAUAAACUGGCUGAUCAGAAACUGGCCCUUGAAAAGAGGCUAGAAUCGGAAAAAAGGAAUGAGAUGGAAUCAGUCAGAAAAUUGGAAGAGCAUCUGGCAGAUAUUGAUGGCAAGUUAAGCAAUCAGGAAGCAGAUUUGAACCAGGAAAUCGGAGCAAUAAGAAAAACCGUACAGAACAUAUUGCCUCUAAUUAGGGAGAGGACAGUCAACGUGGAAACAAGGGCUGGUAGUGCUGUUGAAAACAGCAAGAAUUCGGAUUCUUUUGAUGGAGUGCAAAAGAUAAUUAUUGAUCAGUUGGACGAGCGUAUUUCACACAUUGAUGCAAAACUAGACGAUAAAGAACAAGAAUUUGAGAAGAACACCAAAUCUAUAAGAGAGCUAGAUCAACAAAUGGAAAAGCGUUUUUAUGAGUUGGAUGAAAAAAUGAGCGAUUCAAACAUAGUAUUGGAGAAGAACACCAAAUCUAUAAGAGAGCUAGAUCAACAAAUGGAAAGGCGUCUUUAUGAGUUGGAUGAAAAAAUGAGCGAUCAAAACAUAGUAUUGGAGAAGGAAAUCAAAUCUAACAGAGAAAGUAUAAAGCAGGUAUAUCCAACCAUCGACCGACGGUUGGAUGACGUCGAAAUAAAACUGAAUAAGAUUCGCGAAAACAUCGAGCAAUUACAGUCUUCGGAUAACAACACUACAACAGCUGUGUCUAAUUUAGAGUCACGCCUCUCUUACGUUGAGAAAAAGUCCAAAGACCAGGAAAAUAAUUCAAAGACACCAUCAGUAACCGAUGAGCUUACAUAUGAAAAAGUUUAUUCACUGGAAAGGGAUGUUGUCGAAUUGAGCGAAAGAUUAAAAGAUCACGACAAAAAGAUUCAGAAUUUUAACAAAAAUGAAGAAAACCGUCAGAAAGAAGUGCUUUUAAUGCAACAAGAACUGACUGAAGUUAAAGACAAACUAGCAGAACACAAAAAUGUGUUUCAGAGAGCUGAUUCAAACUGUAGUCAUGUGUUGCGAGUAGUGCCUCCUCUUGAAAAUCAUUUGAAGGACUUGGAUAAAAGACUAAAAGCCCACGAGAGAAUGAAGAUGCAGACACCGGUGGCAACGGAUGAAGGAGCUAACUAUGAGCAAUUGUAUGAGUUGGAGAAGGAAAUGGUUGAAAUCAGGGAAAUAUUAGCAGAGUAUGAUAAAUUGUUAAAGACGCGUAAAUCGCAAGUACAAAAUGGCUUAAAAGAAGAAAUAUUAAUUGAGGUUGAUGAAAAGGUAUCAGAUCUAGAAGAGAAGCUGACUAGGAAAAUGCAAGCAAGUAGAGUUUGGAACAUGAGAAAGUCGUCAACGAAUAAUGGAAAUAGCCCAGAGAUAUCGGAGAAGCUUUCAAGAUUAGAAGAAAAAGUAAAGUGGCAAAUGUCGAUGAUAAUAAUGGUAGACAGGAAACUAAAAGAUGGAAAAGAAAAAAGCGAAGACCAACAAAUAGAAAGAGCAAAAACAGCAGCAAGUCACAGGCCACGAUUCGAAGCAAGACCCCCACAAGUCAGACGAAACUCAUCCUUCUUAAGAAUCGAACAUGCAAAGAGAGCGCAAGGGAACAGCGAUGUUCAUUUCCUAAAGGAGAGGCUACUUAAACUGGAGCAAAAUAUACAAUACAUGCUGGAUAGCCAGGAUGAAACCGAUAAUGACAUUGCCCUGCUACAAAGGCAGUUUAAACGGGAGAUUGUCAUUGAUAAGAAAAUUAGAAACAAGUUGGUAGAAUUCGUAAACAAGCGAUGCUUGGAGGGCCAAAGGAUCCCGAUGUUUGUCAAACAUUUUAGUGUUCAUCACCUCAAGUACUUUACGAACUACACGGGAAAAGCGGUAUUGAUAAACAAAUGGGGAAUGUAUCAAGCAUUGCGAAUGUAUGAGUUCAAAAAGAAGUGGCUUGCUCUAAUAGGCAAGCAGCCAUUCGAGUUAACGUUAAAAGAAUAUAAAGAAAUGAGACGAGAAGAAAAGGAGAAGGAACGUGAACAGGCAAGGAAGGAGCAGAAGAAGAAACCAGUUUCGCCCAUCGUUGUUGAAUCCGCAUCUUCUGAAAGCGAACCGGAGUCUGAACCUGAGCCAGAACCAAAAUCAGAACCUGAAGCUACAAAGGAGGAGCCAGAGGAAGAUGAGAACGACGAGGACGAGAAACCGAAAGAACCGGAAGGCCCGGUCAGGAUUAAUUAUGAAGACGAUAAUUCAGGUGAUGACUACAUUCAAUAUAAAACUGAUGAUGAAGAUGACGAGACGGACGAUGAAUACUUCCCACAAACGUCUGAAGAUGAAGAUGACUCAAAAUUAUUCUCUGAUGAAAACGAAGAGGAUGACGACGAAGAGGAUGACGACGAAGAGGAAGAUGAUGAUAAUGACGACAAUGCAGAAGAUGCUGAAGAAGAUGAAGAGGGAAACGAAGACAAAGAUCCAGAAGCAGAAGAUGGUGAAGAUGAGGAAGGUGAAGGCGAUAAUAGUCAAACUGAAAAAGACGAUAAUGAUGCAAAGGAAUCUGAAAAGGGCGAGGAAGAGGAAAAAGACAAUGAUGCUCAGGAGAAUGACGGAGGUGAAAAUGAAGACGACACUGCCGAAGGCGAAAACACAGCGGCUGACGAAAACACAGCGGCUGACGAAAACACAGCGGCUGACGAAAACACAGCGGCUGACGAAAAUACAGCGGCUGAUGAAGAAAAUGCGGCGGAAGAAGAAACUGAGGAAGAGGAAAGCAUUGCAAAAGAUGAAGACACUGCAGAGGAAGACAAUGAAGAAGAUAACGAUGACGAUGAACAGGAUGAUAAAGAAAGUGAUGCAGGCAAAGAGACUGAGGGAGAAAAAGAAGAUCCAAAUGGAAAUGAAGAGGCCAAAAAUAAAGAGACAAAUAAAGGCAAGGAAGGAAGUGGGAAAAGCGAAUCGAUAGGUGGAAAUGACAAAAAGUGAUUUGAAAAUGUAAAUUAUGCCAGCACAUAAGCAAAGACACAAAUGUGACGAUUAAGAGGACGAGCAUCCGUUCAUAUUUGCAAAGAGAUAACCGAAAUUCAAAACUUACUAAGAUGAGCGACAUUUUAAGGCUGUUGACAGCCACCACAACAAACUACUCUUUAAAAAGAGAUUAAAACUGGCAAGGCACCACUAAAGGGUCGCAUCUUGCAGCUAUUGUAAAUGUGUAUUAUUUAUAUAAACUAGAGCAUCAAAUGCAUUUUAGGCACGACUUUACAUGGCCUUUAUCGUCAAUUUACUGCAAAAUCUAAAUUUUAACGUUUUGUGUCUAAAAGUAUAGUUUAGAAGCAAAAUUUAGACAAUGACGUGAAGAUUAGUACUUAAUGACUGUCAAAACUCGGGCAUAUGAUCCACCAAGCUCUAUU